UCUAUAUAGACAAGAUGACUUGUGCCAUUUACUCAAUCACAGCAUACUGUGUUUACAAAGAGCAAAAAGAAGAGUUAAAGAGUUUCUGAAGAGUACGUUAUUCGAAGAUGAGUUCAACAAGCAGAGCUUGGAUAGUGGCAGCCAGUGUUGCAGCAGUUGAAGCCUUGAAAGAUCAAGGAUUCUGCAGGUGGAACUACACCAUCAGAUCAUUACACCAACAUGCCAAGAACAACAUCAGGUCAGUUUCUCAGUCGUCGAAGAAGUUGUCUUCUUCAUCUUCUGCUGUGGUUUCAAGCAAAAUAAGAGAACAGCAAGCAAAGCAAGCGGAGGAGUCUUUAAGAACAGUCAUGUUCUUGAGCUAUUGGGGUCCCAAUAACUAAGCUGAUCGAGAGUCUCUUUAUGAGAUUGCAGAUAUAUAUCUCCUUUCCAAGUAAUUGGAAACUUGUAAAGAGCAAUAUAUAAAAUUUUGUAGAAUUAUUACCACCCA
Molecule: messenger RNA, 487 nt
Organism: Mangifera indica (mango)
Lineage: Eukaryota; Viridiplantae; Streptophyta; Magnoliopsida; Sapindales; Anacardiaceae
Exons: 1
Coding region: 108-380 (90 amino acids)
Source: RefSeq, a predicted model, not a curated record